Molecule: messenger RNA, 1523 nt
Organism: Annulohypoxylon truncatum
Lineage: Eukaryota; Fungi; Ascomycota; Sordariomycetes; Xylariales; Hypoxylaceae
Product: ribosomal protein S5
Exons: 5
Coding region: 398-1183 (261 amino acids)
Biological process (GO): translation
Cellular component (GO): cytosolic small ribosomal subunit; ribosome
Molecular function (GO): RNA binding; structural constituent of ribosome
Source: RefSeq, a predicted model, not a curated record
CCUGGUUAGGAUAACUGAGGCCUGAAAUCUUGCCAAUUCCUAUCUAUGCCAAUAUUGUAGAGUUAGAAGAUUCGCUAUAUGCAUAUUUGAAAUACCAAUACCCAAAAAUGAAGCUAUCGUACUAUUUAUGGGUCAUAUAUGUACAUAAGUACACCUUAUCGUCUUAUCGGAAUCUGGAGGUUAGUGCACAGACCAUUUCGGCUGGGGCUGUUUCCCACAAACUGUUGUGCAAAAUCAAAAAUUAUUAUUUGGCCCCUCCAUGUCGUGAAAAUUCCCAAACUUCGAUUUAGUCAACCCCAAUUUCGCGACCACGAAAAGCUCAAUUCGUGAGCUUCGCACUGCGCAAUUUACCUGAAUAACAACUAAACAGCCAACUCCCUUCAGAAAACAAUACAAUAUGGCUGACCGAGGCGGUGCCCGUGGCGGCGGAUUUGGUGCUCGAGGUGACCGAGGCGGCGAUCGUGGCCGUGGUCGUGGCAGAGGCCGUGGCCGACGUGGUGGUGCGAAGGACAGCGAGAAGGAAUGGAUGCCCGUCACCAAGCUCGGCCGUCUCGUGAAGGCUGGCAAGAUCAAGAGCAUGGAGGAGAUCUACCUACACUCUCUACCCAUCAAGGAGUACCAGAUCGUCGACUUCUUCCUACCCAAGCUGAAGGAUGAGGUCAUGAAGAUCAAGCCCGUGCAGAAGCAGACCCGUGCUGGUCAGCGAACCCGAUUUAAGGCCAUCGUCAUCAUUGGUGACUCCGAGGGUCACGUUGGUCUUGGUAUCAAGACCUCCAAGGAAGUCGCUACCGCUAUCCGUGCCGCGAUUAUCAUCGCCAAGCUUAGCGUCAUCCCCGUUCGACGUGGUUACUGGGGUACCAACCUUGGUCUCCCUCACUCCUUGCCUGUCAAGGAGAGCGGAAAGUGCGGUUCCGUUACUGUCCGACUUAUCCCUGCUCCCCGUGGUACCCAGAUUGUCGCAUCUCCCGCCGUAAAGCGUCUCCUACAACUUGCCGGUAUUGAGGACGCCUACACCUCCUCAUCCGGUUCCACCAAGACUCUCGAGAACACCCUGAAGGCUACCUUUGCUGCCAUCUCCAACAGCUACGGGUUCUUGACGCCCAACCUGUGGUCUGAGACGAAAUUGAUCCGAAGCCCGUUGGAGGAGUACGCGGAUACUCUCCGAGAAGGAAAGAGAUACUAAAUGCGGAAUUCUGGGCAUUCGGCGUAGAUUCGUUCUUGAUUUCUAAUUGCAUCGGUGCCAGGUAGGCAGGCAUCAGACUAGGGCAGCAAAAAUGGCAGCUUCAUUCUGACAAUGAACAACUAACUCCGUUCACUUAAUGCAUUGUGCAACUCCUAGGACAUAAUCGAUGAUGUCUUAUCGUCAAGUGAACGAUUGUGACAUACUACCUACAUAAUAAAGUGUUCAGCACGCUUCAAAUAUCGAAUCUGCGGGUUAGAACCUUCUAAAUUCGAUUUGGUCAUAAUGAGCCGUACCUUAUAAGGGGUAAGUAAGCUCUAACCGCCCCUUUUUUACAAAAGAA